Messenger RNA from Camellia sinensis, 1413 nucleotides. The record is from RefSeq and is a predicted model, not a curated record. Lineage: Eukaryota; Viridiplantae; Streptophyta; Magnoliopsida; Ericales; Theaceae.
AUUGAACCAGGGCGGUUUGAUUAUAUAUAUAUUAAAAAAAAAAUUUAGAUCUGCUUUUGUUUUUCGUUGCUUAUCUUCUCAGCCAUCUAGGGCUUCUUCACACACACAGGUCUCUUCCCUUCCCUCUGUUAGAGCAUGCGAUCUAUCUCUCUGUUUUUUUUUCGCCAUUAACGAAUCAACUUGUCAACUUUACACACUGAUUCACCACCACUGCUGCCAAGAAUCUCAGCCACCAGCAUCCUCUAGUUGUGAGAGAUGUCAUCUGGCCAGAAUUCAACAGCUAAUUCCACCCAAGCCACAAGGGGAAAAUCUGAUAUUGCAUGGGCACAUGUUAUUGAGGGAUGAGAUGCCAAUGGGAAGAAGACUUACUCAUGUAUGUAUUGUGGGAAAACUAUUAAAGGUGGAGGGAUUAAUAGAAUGAAGCAACAUCUUGCAAAGAAGUCAGGUGAGGUUGGGCCAUGCAAAAAAGUUCCCCCAGAUAUUCAAUAUCAAAUGCAUGAGUCUUUGAAAGCAUUUGAUGAAAAGAAGAAGCAAAGUGAAGAAAAUUAUGAUUAAUUAAAUCCUUAUGGUCCAGGUGGCUUUCAAUUUGAGGGUGAUGAUGUUUAUGUUAAUGUUGAUGAUGAGGAUGAUGAGGUUAUGAGAACAAUUCCUCAGAACAAUAAGGGCAUUUUAAUCAAUGAAGGAGCUGGAAGUGGGAAUAAGAGUAGAGCACCAAUGACACAGAAAUGGAAGGGGAAGAGACAUGAACCAACAAAAAUCGGUGAUUAUUUUGCACCAAGGACCACUCCGGGUUCUCAACCAACUAUCAAAAGUGCUCUCCAAACUAAAGAAGCCAUACAUAGAGCACAUAUGAUUGUUGGAAAAUUCUUUUAUGAUACUUGUAUUCCAAUCAAUGCUGUGAACUCCAUUUAUUUUCAGCCCAUGUUUGAUGCCGCAAUUGCCAUUGGUCCAGGAUAUAAGGUCCCUACGUACCAUCAACUUCGAGUUCCUUUAUUAAGAGACUCAAAAAAAGAGCUUCAAUUGUAUAUUGACACUUUGAAGAGUUCGUGGGCUGCUUGUGGAUGUACUAUUAUGGGUGAUGGUUGGACUGAUGGUAGACAAAGAAAUCUAAUAAAUUUUCUUGUCUAUAGCCCUAUGGGAAUUGCUUUUGUGAAAUCAAUUGAUGCCUCUAAUGCUGUCAAAGAUGCUACUCUUCUUUCUAAAUUGUUUUUAGAGGUUAUUGAGUGGGUAGGAGUGUCGAAUGUUGUUCAUAUGGUGACAGAUAAUGGAGCAAAUUAUAAAGUUGCUGGAGGACUUGUAAAUGCUACUUACAAAUUUAUAAAUUGGUCUCCAUGUGCAGCUCAUUGCUUGAACUUAAUCUUAAGUGAAAUUUCCAAGAUGAAUCAUGUGCAUGAGCUUGCUAUUAAGGCAUAA